CAUUGUUUGCUGUAGUUUGAUUGUGUUGAAGAGUUUUAAGUAAUGUCAUCCACUUAUAGAACUGCUUAAAUAUAAAUAUACUAACAGUAGUGGUUAACAUUAACAGUGGAUUAAAAUUAGUACAUUUGUGCCCAAGAUUAUGCUGGUUAAAAAUACCACCGUUUUAGAGUUGGAUUCGUUCUUCCUGUUUUAAGUAAUGAGGAUAUCAUUAACCAAAAUAUUAAUCGUAGCAAUCAUAGUUGUAAUAUCCGUUGUAAUUGGCAACAUUAGUACUAUAAUCAAAUUAAAUCCCGACCCCAGCCAACAGUUAACCUCAAAGAAAUCUGAAAUUAAUGUCAGGUCUACUGGGAACUCAAACUGGACAACUGAAAACCCCUUACAGCUUCUGGAUGACAUCACUUGGUUUUUACAAGUGUCAGAUAUCCACGUCAGUAUUUUUCGAGAAAUUGACAGGAUAAAUGAACUAGAAGAAUUUUGUAAACUGACCAUAUCUACCAUCAGACCGACUGUGGUGCUUGCGACAGGUGAUCUAACCGAUGCUAAGAGCGUAGAUACUUUGGGAUCCAGACAGUACGAAGAUGAGUGGAAGCUGUACAAGAAUGCUCUCGAUAGAUGUGAGGUUACCAAAAAGACAGUUUGGCUUGACGUACGAGGGAACCAUGACAACUUUAAUGUUCCUGGGCCGUCCUCGAAGGAGAACUAUUUCCGCAACUACUCUAUCCAAGGCAGACAGAAUCCUCGGUCCUAUUUGUACACUGUCCGCAACCCUAAUGGGAGGGUGAUAUCUUUCAUCGCUCUGGAUGCAUGUCUGGAGCCUGGACCUAAGAGGCCGUUUAAUUUCUUUGGCCUGUUGAACCAGAGAGAAAGGGAGCAUGUCAGUGGCCUCAUGGCCGAGGCGGCCAGUCUCAACAGUAGCCACAGUGUUUGGUUCGGCCACUAUCCUACCUCUUGCAUACUGUCUGCAGACAAAUCUGCUAGAGAACUGAUAGCCAGUGAGACAGGCAGCAUGGCGUAUCUAUGUGGUCAUCUUCACACCCUGGGCGGUCUGAUGCCAGCAAUGUACACGAGGCAACAAGCUGGCUUCCUAGAGCUGGAGCUGGGGGACUGGAAGAAUAGUCGGGUGUAUCGUUUAGCAGCCAUUGAUCAUGGUACAUUCAGCUUCGUGGAUGUGCACCAUCACGACUGGCCUUUGGUGCUGGUUACCAAUCCUAAACACGCUCUGUUUCACAUACCAGGACGAGAGAGUCAACAACUAGUGAAUCAAAUCAGAAUUUUAGCAUUUUCAACAGCAGAAAUCACAGAAGUACGUGUGAAGAUUGACGAUUCCGCUUGGUGGAAAUGCUCACACGUGAAAGGUCCACUUUAUGUGACUCCGUGGGACCCAGAGCUCUACUAUCAUGGUCUUCAUCACAUAUAUGUUGAAGUUCAAGAUGGAUUGGGAAGAUUAAAAAAUGUAAAACAGCCAUUUUCGCUGGAUGGAACAGAAGUAGAUUUUGACAUUUGGCCACGGAUUUUACUUAUGUCAAAUAUCACCACUGUGCUACAAACAUUGUUUGGUCUCUCUAUCCUGGGUUGUGUGGUUCCUCUCAGUCUUCUCAGGCUGUUGAUGUCAAGAGUUAGAGGGGGUCACAGGCUUGUGCCUACAACCAGUGUCUCCCUGAUCAGGAGAUGGUACAAGAGGUGGUGGAUUCUUGCCAACCUAGACUCCUUCUACUACCCUCUGGUUCUAUAUCCUGUUUACACUACUUUUGGUCCGUGGGCAGUUGGGGAAGUGAUAGAGAACCACAUUGGAGUUAUAUUCGCCUGGGGCACUUUUGUAAACGGAGCUUACCUUCCUGGUUCAUUUACUUACGGCUACGGAUUCUUCCAGAUGGUCACUUUCCAGUUUCCACUCACCAUGGUGUUGGCCUACAAACUUGAUAAGAGAUUGAACCCUCCAAGUCCAACGUAUGGCAAGAUCCGUUCACUACUGUGCCAUUGGUGGACCAAUCUUCCGUUCUACAUUAUCUUGUUCCUCCAACUUCUCUUCCUCUAUUUCUUCUGGCUCUCGUAUGGUUCCUUGGCAGUUCUUCUCGGACCAUUCCGUUCUUGGCCGAUCCUCAACACUUGGCUGUUCUGGAACAGGUUACAUUCAAUUCCUCUACAAAGGAUAAAGGAAACCGCAAAUAUUUUUGAAGAAGUAAACAAAAUGUCUUCUAGUUCCAAGAAUUCCCACUGCAUUUAGAAAUACAUUUAUAUUUUGAUUUAAUUUUUGUAUAGAUAAAUCUUAUAUUUUUCACAAUGCUGUAUAUUGGUUAUAAGAUCCACACAUAAUAAAAAUUCUUUUGUAAUGUACUGUUAUACAUUUUAUGAUUUGUGAUUUAUAGAUGGCUGUAACUUUAAGAUAGUUAUAAGGUUACUUAUGUUUGAUUUUAAAAUCAAGUUUUAGUUUAUAGGCGGAGUAAAAUUUGGUAAUAGUUUUAAUGUGUAUAGACCAUAUUUUUAACUUAUGCAUACUUGUGGAAACGAUUUUAUAUAUGUUUUACAUUAUACUAUUUAUAUUGUACAUUUUAAAUCUUAAUUUAUUCUUACAUUGGUCAUGGCCAUUUCUUACAUUAAAUGUUUUGUGAUAUUUUUAAAGUUUAUAUUAUGUUGAAUGUUUAAAAUAUUUUUAAUGAGCCGUAUUAAUAAAAAGAAGGAUAUGCUCAAAAGGAAAAGGUAUGAAGCAAAAGCAUUUGCUUCUAGUAAAAGGUAAAAGUAAAAGCAUAUCCUUCAAACCGUAUUAAUAAUGAUUACCUUUUACUUCCGAGCAAAUCCUUCUGCUCGGAAGUAAAUGGUUCUAUAGGAACAUCACAUGUUACACGUAUGAUCCUGUCUAUUUUUGUCUACUGAUACCCCUCGAAGGCAUAACUGUGCCAACUCCGUGUAAUGGUUUUGCAUCCGGCUUUGAAUUUAAUCAUAACAAACUAAAUUAUAAAAUCUAGAGUGUGUGGGCCGGAAUUUUACCCCGGAUUUUGGGACCCCAUAAUCUUAACCCCUUUCUAGACAUAGAAUUUGGUUGAUGAUAAUAGUUAGUCGGGUACAUAAUAAAUUUGUUUAUAGAAAUCAUCAUAUAUGCUUUGUAGAUAGCAUGCAGUACUGUAUAACCACAGGAACCCUCACCACAGCUGCAGACUAAAUAAAUUUCCUUUUCCCUGGCUGGAUUUCUUCUAAAAUAUUCCCUGAAAAUUGUCAGAUUUAUUUCCUAUUUAAAUAAUAUUAAUUUUAAUGAGUACCUAGGUUUGCUGAUUCAAGGAAGGUAUUGAGGUGUGUUUUUAUUGAAAUGUUGAUAGCUUAGUAGGAGGUAAACAAAAUACUCCCGUUACAGCAAACCUGCAGACUAAGUAAAUUUCCAUUUGCCUGAUUGGAUGUACACUAAAAUGUCUCCAAUAUCACAUUCAUUCCCUAUUUAAAUAGCUUUAGUUUAACUGAGUACUUAGGUUAACUGCUACAGGGAGGGUAAAAAGGUGUUAUUUUUUUUGUAAAAUGUAAUAGUUAAGUAUGAAAUUAAUGCAAAUUUGAUCAAAAAAUGCUCAUAAACAAGAAAACUACAACAGUUUAAAAUUUCUCCAUUAAAAUAACAUGGAAAUUUUAAAUUUACAAUUUUUUUGAAUUUUCUCCUUAGCCAUUAGACGCAUAAUAUCGCUUCGAUAUACUAAAUUAAUAGUUUUUUUAAACUCUACAAAAUGGCUUGGAAAGAAGUUUUUAAAUUCUAUGUUUUUAGGUUAAAAAAUGUUAAAAUCCAAUUAGGCCUACCCCAUAAAACCGCCCAUAAACCCCCGUUUCCAUAUCCUAUUAUGCUGAUUCACGAAUACCUUAGAAUAAACGUAGGAUUACACGUUUGCACCAAAUUUAAUCAAAAUCGGAUCACCUUUGCUCGAGUUAUCGUGCUAACGGGCACACAUAUAUAUGAAUUUGAACGGAGGAGGUUUUUGGCCUCUGGGGACCUGAAAACGGAAAAGUAAAUGGGUCAUAAGUCUAGGUCUUACCAUGAGACCUACGGAAUAGCUUUUUCCCUAUUUAGGAAAUUCGCUAAAAUUUAGCACCACUCUGUAAAACCACCACCCACCUUUUACUUAAACGUAUAAUCUGCUACUGAUCAGAUGCAUCAUUUUUGAAGGAUUUAAUUCAAAGGAAAAGUAAAUGGUCAGUUUUAUUAAUAACCAUUUACUUAAGUCAUGAGCAAAACCUCAACUUUCUAUAGAUUACCUUUUCCUUUUUAAGUAAAAGGUUUUGCUUGAGUUUUUAUUAAUACAGAUAGAAGGAUUUGCUCGAAUUUUCGCAAGUAAAAGGUUUACCUCUUCUUUAUUAAUACGGCUCAAUAUCUGUUAUUUAUCUUCAAAAACAUUUACAUUUGCCACAAAUAAAUAACCUUUUUAUCCAAAAAUUUUUUUGUUUAGCUAUUUUUACAUGGAAAGAUAUGUGUCUAAAUGACUGGUCAAUUAAUAUGACGUAAUUCUGGUGCAAAGUAUUAUUUCUAGUAUAUUUACACUACAAAAAAUGCAAUCGUUUUAUUAUAUUACAUAUUUUUAUAAAAAAUAAAAACAAGGAGUUGCUAUAUUUUCAUCAAUUAGAACUCAACAUAUUGUUUGAUAGAUCAUAAAAAAUACAGUAUCCGUUUUGGUAGAAUGUAUCAUAAGUGUUGUUUAGAUACUUUUUGACAUAAGAAUAUUUGUAUUUAUAUCCAUCCUUAAUUUUAUUAUAUUUAUUUACCACUCCCAAAAAUAUCUGGUAUUAAAAAAUAGAUUGUUUACAGUUUCUUUGAUAGUGAAUGCUUCUGCAAAUGUAGUCCUUGCCGAAUUUAGUUCUAGUUUACUCUCAUUCACACAUUCAUGUCUUCAAACUGCAUACUAUAAUUAAUUGAUGAAGUUUUUUAAUACAAAAAUAAUAAAGAUUUAAUAGGAACUGUUUGUUAAAUUUAAAAUUAACUUGUGGAAGAAACCUAACCUUAUUUAGAAGUAGACAGCAAUCGAUUAUUUCCUAGCGGAAGCAAUCAACAAAAUGCUCUUGACUAAAACAUCUACAAUUAAGGACUACUUAGCUAAGCUAUUAAGAUGUGAAAUUAUUUUUGUCUUAGGUGCAAGUAUGUCUAAAGCUUAAUCAAUAGAAUGUGUGAAUUUUGUUAUCAGUUUUUCCCUAUGGGAUACAUAUUUUAUGUGAUAUAUUCUUUGUUUUCUGACAUUAGUUCAAAAUUGAAAUACUAGAAUCUAGUGAAGUGAUCAGUUCUUGUAGUACAUAAAUAUGUACGUUUCGUGCCAAUAAACGUACAGAUUAUCUGACCAAAGAAGGAAAUUUAUAUUUGUAGUGAAAAUAUGUUUAUUUAUUCGUGUGUGUGAAAAAACGGAACAAUGAUUUUGUGAUGAAGAUUAUUAUUGUUAAUUUAUUUAUUAUACUCCUGUAUUAGUUUUGUUUGUUAGCAGGAUGAAUUAUUAUUUUUAAGUAGAAACAAUACCAAAAAUUCCUUUAGGUUUUUAAGAUGUUUUCCCUGUGACUAAAGUGUUCUUGUUAAACAUAAUCAUUAGUUCCUUGAACUGUGUUUAGUUAGGUUAGUACCGUAGUUGUGUUGUGUGUUCAGAACUAAUUUGAAUAAAGAGAAAAUUGGUUAAAAAUCAA
Molecule: messenger RNA, 5631 nt
Organism: Macrosteles quadrilineatus (aster leafhopper)
Lineage: Eukaryota; Metazoa; Arthropoda; Insecta; Hemiptera; Cicadellidae
Product: transmembrane protein 62-like
Exons: 15
Coding region: 197-2224 (675 amino acids)
Molecular function (GO): hydrolase activity
Source: RefSeq, a predicted model, not a curated record